AAGAAUUUGAGCUUGGUAGGACAAACUGAAAGUUAUACAAGGUACCAGGUAAUUCGUAAUUGUCAUAUAUACAAUACUGUUAGAAUGAAAUAUGAUGCUAAGUUAAAACCAUCGUUAGAGUUUUAUAAAAUCAGUGGAUGGAAGUGCUCAUCGGCCAAAUAAGAGCAUAUUUUAUGGGCAAAGUGAUCGUAGAGAAAUGUUAAUAGUACUAAUCAGAAGAAAUUUUGAAAAUCUCACGCCAUAGUAAAAUUGGCGCUAUCAAUUCGACUGUAAGCAUGUCUAUUGAAGUCUUCAUACAACGCCACCAAUAGUGGCAAAAAAGUAACUUCUUAUUUCGUCUAUAUAGAUGGGCGAUCGUUUGAUUCGAAAUCUUGGCGUGCGAUUAGUGGCGAUUGUUGGAAGCAUUGUCUGGGGAACUUACAGUACGAUUAAUCUUUUUGAGUCUGACAAUUAUAUCUGGUUUUCCUAUUUCAAUUAGCGAUUGUCUACAAUUACCUUUUUCACUUUUAAUAUCAUUAACAGGAAAACUCUUUCCCGAGCGCGUAAUAAUAUUUCUAAUAAAAUUGCCCAACGUGAUGGAGAAUUCUAAUGGCACGAUUCUUGAAGCAGUUGCAGCCAAUACUAUUAGUUUUAAAACGGUACUAAAUUAUUGUUUGUAUUCAGCAGUGAAUAAUACGAAAAUGAAUACUACGGCUUUGACUAAUUUAACAAAAUUAAACUCAAGUGCACAAACAGUAGUGGAACAUUAUGAAGUCGAGAUAUGGUUGACAGUUUGCCAAAUUAUCGAAGGCAUUCUCCUCGUUGUUACAAUAUGGAUACUGGUGUCUAUGAUUAUGUAUGGAUACAAAGCUAAAAAAUUUGAGAGAAAGGGUGGAACACCAUGGCUUAACGGUCGAAAUUUAUAUGUCUUCUGUGUAGUAUCUGUUACGUCCAUUGUAGUUCGGUUUGCGUGGGCACAAGUGGUAAUUGAAGUACCACGAAGAAGUGAUUCUUCGGAGUUAUGUGAGGCAAUUAUAGACAUUACCGGAAUUUCAUACACAAUGUGUUUGGGAACAGUCUAUGUAUUUUUAUGGCUAAGACAGCGAACGAUCUACACCAACCCCAAAAUAAGAAAAUUAACGGGAAAUUGUGCGAAUUAUUUAAGCUGGAUUUCCAUGAUUUUGCUAUGCAUUGUAGCAGCUGUGCUAACAUGCAUCAUCACAGCACCGAUGAUGUAUAAAGCCGGGCCUCAUGGUUGCAUAAUAAAAGAAGGGGUAAAUUAUGAAGUAUAUUAUGCUCUUGUAUCUGACUCGUUAUUUCUCUUUCAAUUUGCUCUACUAGGUUUGUUUAUUUACCCAAUAACAAAAAAUACAACUUCAAAAAGCGACUUCGCAGCAAAACAUGAUUCAUCAGAUCAUCCAGAAAAUACGAUACCUUUGUUUCGCUUCUGCACACCUAAUGGACAACAUCUAAGCAAAGUUGAAAAAAUGAUUCGUCGUUCUGUGAUCAGUACAUGCGUGGCAGUAGCAUCAGAUGUCACUUCCAUGCUCGUCGUUAAUUACGUCACUGUACCAAUCGGUCUUCCAAUUUCAGUUGGUGUGACGUUGUAUGACGUCAGCAUCCUAAUAAAUGUAUUUUGUAUGUUGAUGACUUUUGGUAGUCACAGACGCAUCCUAACAGUAUUAUGCGGGCAUAAUAAUAAAAAAGUUCCGGGUUCUUCAACAGAAACUGACGAGAGUGCAUGAAUUGUAUGAAUCUAACGUCACAAUAAUCGUGAUUAUACUGUACGUUACACGGCAUCGAUGUCCCUCGCCAUAAGGUCCUAUUCCAUCAACCGCUCAUAUUUAGAUAACCAAGUAUAGCAGUUACGGAUUUGAAUUCCGGGUAGUACUGAUAUAUUUAUGUUGGAAAAAAUAGUCGACAAUAUGAAAUCGGUGCAUUAUUUAACAAGAAAGCAUUUCUGGACCUUCAAACUUUAUAUAUAUAUAUAUAUACAUCAGUGUCCAUCAGCUUUUUAGUAGUCAUUUCUGUGGCUUAUUAUGCUUUAAUUUUCCGGCAUAUUGACAUUCACUUUCAAAAGUACGUAAUG
Molecule: messenger RNA, 2068 nt
Organism: Styela clava
Lineage: Eukaryota; Metazoa; Chordata; Ascidiacea; Stolidobranchia; Styelidae
Source: RefSeq, a predicted model, not a curated record